GCAAACCGACCGGUACGUCACUCUCGCGGCCGUAUGCCCGCUCGCUAUACAUAGUUAGCAUCUAUGUCAAUCUUUUCAACAGUGUAUAAUCUAUGUUCCGGGCGCUUCCGUUUUGAGUGUGAAUAGCGUGCGCCCGCGUCUAAAUGUAAUUAUUGUUUAAAAUUGAAAAUUGUUUGUGAUAAAGGAAGAUUAAAAUUCGAAAUUCGAUAUUGGUGACUAACCCAUAGUUUUAAAUACCCCUGAGAUCUACCCCUCACUAUAUCUGGCUGCCCAACGUUUCCUAAUUUUUUUCUUGCUUGGACUAACAAAAUGGCGCGCACGCUUUUGUGAAAAUUUUGCUAACUAUUGUAUGCUGUUGGUGCUUAAUUGUAAAGAAUGCCUUUAACUAGAAAUCAAGAUCGCCAGCAACGUCGCGAAGACGACGUUAUUCCUGCUGCAGAUGCAAAUGCCAACGAAAAUCACGAGGAGCAUGAUAGCCCCCAUGAUCGCCCCCACGCCGAAUCACGUAGCAACAAUUCUACGUUCAACUUGGAUGAUGUUUCAGCGUUGAUGGCCUCGCUGCAACGUUCGCAGGCCGAAACAUUUAAGAACAUUAUGUCGUACGUGAUGGAACAAAGAUCGUCGACUCCGGCACCUCCGCCGAUGCCCCCAGUGAACGUAGAUGGUACCUUGGCGCGUUGCAGAGCUUCUUUCAGCGGUGCACCUGGUGAAUCUGUUGAGGCCUUUAUAGAUGCAAUUGAAAGCUAUACAGAAUGCGUUCAAGUAUCUGACGCUAACAUCAUACGAGGCCUAGCCAUGCUUUUGUCUGCUGAUGCAGCUACGUGGUGGCUAGGAUUAAAGCAUCACAUCUCCACUUGGAACGAAGCCAAAGAAAAUUUAAUAUAUGCAUAUGGCACCCGCCUUCCACCACAUAGAAUAUAUUUGGAAAUAUUUGCUUCCCCGCAGGAUAAAGAAAACACAGACAAGUUUGUUGCUCGUAUUCGUGCGCUUAUGGCAAAGCUACCGCGGGAUGAUAUUACUGAAAAAGUACAACUUGAUAUGAUAUACGGGUUGCUUCAUAAUAGAAUACGCACAAGAUUGCGCCGUGAAGAAAUCACAUCUUUCAAUUCAUUAUUAAACCAUGCUCGGAAUAUAGAAGAUUCGAUAGAGGAGACUCAAUCGAGACCAGUGUCGUCCACUAGUGGUGUGCGUUCGAUCCGUGCCCAGCCGGCCCAGGCUGCGAGUCGGCCUGAACCGUGCGCCGCUCGUGUGAGUGCCCCGGCGCCGCGCGCGCGCUUUCCAAACUCCGCCGCGGCCGUCGUGCCCGCCACCGCUGUGCCUGUCGCUGUCGCCCAGCCUGCCGCUGCCACGCCUGUCGCUGCUGUGCCAGGUUCUGCAGAGCAAUUCGUGACCACGAAGAAACAGCGUCCAGUGUGCUCCUACUGCAAACGGUUUGGACAUGCACGGGAACAGUGCCGUAAGUUAAACAACCGAGGUGAGCAAAGUCAAUCUAACUUUUCCGAGGGUGUGCAAAAUGACAAUAAUGCGUUUUAUAGUGUUCAGUGUAAUGUUAAUAAUACUAACACAAUUAGUUCUAAUUUACCUGUUCAGAAUGCAAUGUAUGAUGUUAAGCAGCAUGACAAAAAUAAUUUUCUGAGUAAUUUUGAAUGUCAAAAUUUUUGUAACCGGGAUGCAAAUAUUAAUUAUGCUACCAUUAACAGAGGCCCUACUUCCAGAAAAUCUUAUUUUCAUGCCUGUAAUGAUUCUGUGUCAAAGAAUAUUAACUGUAAUUGCACUAGUAAUAAUGAGAUGCCAACCUUUUGUGAUUCUCAUGUUUUAUAUAAUCAGGAUGUUCGGACAAAGUGUAAAAAUUUAAAUAUUUGUUAUAACCAGGGAACUAGACCUAAAUGUAAGAACUCAAUUUUACCUUAUAAUCAAAUAAUUGAACCAAAUUGUAAUAAUUUAAAAUUUUCAACUAACCAUGACUGUGACACAAAAGGCAGUAAGUGUAAUUUUGGAAAAAUUAACGAAUGUGUGGAAAUUGAUAAUUGUUUGAAUUUUAAUUAUUGUACAUGUGAGGGAAGUGUUGUAGCGUCCGUGUACGACCGUGAGAGUGAUGAUAGGUAUUUGCAUUUACGGCCUAUUUUCAAAAUUCAAGUUCUCGGUAAACAGGGUACUGCACUUAUAGAUACAGCAGCUAAGCAUUGUAUUGCUGGUCACACACUGUAUGCUCUCCUUCUGCAUAAGGGUCACCCUCUUACUCCCUCCACUAGGCGAGUCAAACUUGCUGAUGGGCAUGUUCGGAAUAUGGAUGUAUUGACAACCAUAUUACCAGUGAGGUUAGAACACAUAGUGAUUAACAUUCCAUUUAUAAUCUUCCCUGAUUCUAAUGAUAAUGAAACUCUAUUAGGUAUUGAUUUUAUUAAUGCUGCCAAAGUUAUUAUUGAUUUUCAUCGUCAUGAAUGGUAUUUUAGUACUGAUGCUAAGGUGCAUUAUAAAUUACUUUUUGAACCUAUGUCUCGUGGUGUGUGCACAGCUUCUGCUAACAUGCUUCGGGAUGAUGAAGGCAUGCACUUGCAAUCAGCUGAGCGCCAAGCAUUGUCUGAGUUCCUUAUUCGGCAUGAAAGUAUUUUUACAGCAGGGGGAGGUCCGACAACAUUCAUAGAACAUUGCAUAGACACCGGAGAUCACCCCCCGAUAGCUGUGCCGCCCUAUCGCCUUAACCCUUCCAAGAAGGAGACGAUGAAGAAUGAAAUAGAGAAGAUGCUGGCAGAUGACAUCAUUGAAGAGUGCGAAUCCGCCUGGUGCUCUCCUGCAUUGAUGAUACCGAAGUCCAAUGGUAAUGUAAGAUUCUGCGUGGAUUACAGGCGCUUAAAUGAAGUAACCAAAUCGGAUACUUACCCACUCCCACGCAUUGAUGAUCUUCUCCAGAGUACGAAGAAGAAUUGUUACAUGACCACAAUAGACCUUCGUUCUUCAUAUUGGCAAGUUAUGGUCCGAGAAGCAGACAGAGACAAAACAGCUUUUGUCUGCCCCCUAGGCACUUACCGUUUUAAAAGAAUGCCGUUCGGCUUGAAGAAUGCGCCGGCGACUUUCCAAAGGCUUAUUGAUCGUCUACGCUCCUGUGCUGCUUUGAAGGAUGUUACAGUACUUGCUUAUCUAGACGAUUUGUUAAUUAUUUCAGAAGGAUUCCAGCAACACCUACAAGACCUGGAAGCUGUUUUUAGACGUCUGUCUGAAUUUAAACUUCACGUAAACAGAGAGAAGUGCACUUUUGCCAAAGAAAGGGUCCGUUAUCUGGGCCACGUCAUCACUCCAGACGGUGUGUCUCCUGACCCUGAGAAGGUCAGUGCUGUCCUUAAUAUGCUGGAACCAUCUAACCUAAAACAUUUAAAAACUUUUCUCCAAACAUGCUCUUGGUUCAGGAAGUUUAUUCCAAACUUUUCAAAGAUAGCAGAACCGCUUACUCGACUAACCAAGAAGAAUUACACAUGGAGCUGGGGACCUGAACAAACACAGGCAUUCAAAGAAUUGAAGCGUCUGCUGACCACGGCGCCCGUACUUGUUCAAGCGAAUUUUAAACAACCCUUAGUACUGCGUACCGAUGCGAGCAACUAUGCACUUGGCGCAGUUUUAGCUCAAGGGGAAGGCAAGGACGAAAGACCUAUCGAGUAUGCUAGCCGCCUACUCACCGCAGCGGAGCGCAACUACUCUACUACAGAACGGGAAGCGCUUGCUGUAGUCUGGGCCGUGGAGCGUUUCAGGCCAUACCUCGACGGCCAACCAAUUAUUAUAGGCAGUGACCACCAACCCUUGCGUUGGUUGCUUUCUUUAAAGUCUCCUGCUGGUAGGUUGGUCCGUUGGGCGCUUAAACUCCAAGAAUUUGACAUUAGAUUCGAGUACACCCCAGGAAAAGCUAACGUUGUCGCUGACACGUUAAGUAGACCGAUCUGUUCCAACGAAACACAAAAUAACUGCGGCAUCUGUUCUGUCAUUUGCGACCUGCCCACCAAGUCACCUACCCAGUUACGUCAAGACCAGUUGACUGAUCCGGAAAUACAGAAGAUCGUCACAGAACUGGAAGGAGUGGAUGAACUUGCUGCUAAAAGAUGGUCAGAAAGAGGAUUUCUAAUGGAACAAGGUGUUUUAUAUCGACUUAAUCCGGAUUCUGAUGCCGAGGCUCCACAAUUAGUCAUUCCUGCCCAUCAAGUGACCGACAUUCUCAAAGAGCUUCACGAUGCCCCUACCGCUGGACAUGCAGGAAUUGACCGGACUUACCAACAAGUCUCACGUCUGUUCUACUUCACAGGAAUGAGAAGAAUCAUAACCGACUAUGUAAAGGCAUGUAUCCAUUGUCAACGCUAUAAGGCUGCUAAUACCAAGCCUCCAGGUCUAUUGCAGACGCCGGUGAUGAACCAGCGCAACGAGGUCUUGGCAGUUGAUCUUUUCGGCCCGUUGCCACCUGGAAAACAGGGGGAGCGUUGGAUCUUGCUUAUAGAAGAUACUGCUACGAGGUGGACAGAACUUUUCCCAUUGAAGGAAGCUACUGCUGAGGCGUGUGCACAUGUCCUCAUAGAGGAGUAUUUUAUGAGAUUUGGUCUUCCACGCCGACUAGUUUCUGAUAAUGGCGUACAAUUUAUUUCGGCAGUCAUGCGUCAAUGCAUGUCCAUCCUGGGGAUAAAGCAAAACCUUAUCCCUCUCUAUCACCCAGAAGCAAACCCCGCCGAACGUAAAAACAGAGAUUUUAAGACUUUAUUAGCACAACUCGUGGAAUGUGACCACACUUCCUGGCCAAACAUGUUACCAGUGAUUCGAUUCGCUCUUAAUAACGCUAAAUGUCGCACCACAGGUAUGUCACCUGCUUACUUGUCAUUUGGCAGAGAGAUGAGGUCCCCCACAGAAGUCGCCCAUGACCUUCGUGCUGUUCUAGACAAAGAUAACUUUGUUCCCCAAAUAACUCCCUAUCUCAGGAAAUUUGUUAACUCCUUUUCAGCGGUGCGCGAACGUGUAGAGACGCUUCAAGAUAAAGCUAAAGGGUAUGCUGAUCGUUCGAGACGGCCCAUUGAAACAUUCAACGAAGGUGACAUGGUUCUCAUCAAAUCACAUGUCCUCAGUAAGAGCGCUAAUGGCCUUACUUCUAAGUUUGUUCCAAAACGCGAUGGUCCGUAUCGCAUCGUUAAAAAGGUCAGCCCUACUACUUACCACGUCGCGCAUGUUGACAAACCUGAUGAAGUUUUAGGGAAAUAUCAUGUGAACGAUCUCACUCUAUACCGUGAGAAUCAGAGUGAUGCUCUUCCGCGGCCGGUGAUGCCUAAAAAGAAACGUGGUCGUCCCCCAAAUAAUGUUAAAACAGAUUCUCGAGUUCCAGGGCAUAUGACGACACGGCAUGCUGAACCAUGUGCUGAAGCUCCACGUCUUUCUCCCGCAGCUGGUGGUAUGGUUGGUCUUGCGCCUGUCCCUCAGCCCAGUAGUAAUGAGAUGCUAGUCCAGGAGCGAGGGCGUCCUCCAGGACUAGAGGGGGAGUAUGUAGCAAACCGACCGGUACGUCACUCUCGCGGCCGUAUGCCCGCUCGCUAUACAUAGUUAGCAUCUAUGUCAAUCUUUUCAACAGUGUAUAAUCUAUGUUCCGGGCGCUUCCGUUUUGAGUGUGAAUAGCGUGCGCCCGCGUCUAAAUGUAAUUAUUGUUUAAAAUUGAAAAUUGUUUGUGAUAAAGGAAGAUUAAAAUUCGAAAUUCGAUAUUGGUGACUAACCCAUAGUUUUAAAUACCCCUGAGAUCUACCCCUCACUAUAUAUUAUAAUUUUGCAGGUUUGAUUUUUAUUACCCGAUGUUAUUCCUUCACCGUGGAAGUCAAUAGUGAACAUUUGUUAAGAACGUAUUUCAUUUCGCUAGAUACGAAUGCAUCGGACGUCUUAUCUUUUAGGCCACGACGACUAUAAAAUUUAAUAGAACAUAAAAAUGAAUAUAAGAAUUUCCUUUCCUCGAGAUCAGAAUGUUACGACUUGAAUUUUUUAUUGCGUGUUGCAUUCUUUUCAAAGUUUGUAACUCUCUCUAAUUCUAAACACUGAGCUGGCAAAAUCACUCGGUGUGAUAAAACAAUUGUAACCUCAAAACUAUUAUAACGAUAAAUGACUAAGAUAACGAUAAAUCAGUUUUAUCUUAUCAAUGAAAUUUUAAAACACUUUCCGAACAAAUUUUUUAUUUGUAGAUGUUGUAAUUCUUCAUUUAGUUCACAUUCAAGGAACAAUGUUUGCUUUGGAGAGGGCCAGAUAUGUGUUAUUUGAAUCUAUUAAUCUAUAUAAUUAUCUAUAUACUGUGGCUCCCUGUCAUUUAGAUGGUACAGGGUGGCCCAUAAGUCCUUUGAUAUGAAAAAAAAUGUAUUAAAAUAAAACUAAUUACAUUAUGAAUUAAAUUUUUAUUUACAUAAAAAGCUUAAAAAACGGGAAUUAUUUUUUGAAAAUAACAUCUCCUAAAUGUAAUCCGUUGCGAUCACGGCACUCUUGCAAACGACGUCUAAAAUUGUCGAUGACUGCGCGGCACGUCACUGCUGAAAUGCUUGUCAUUUCUCUGCGGAUGUUUUCUUUUAGGGCCUCAAUUGACCGCGGGUUUGUGUCGUAUACUUUAGCCUUAAGGUAGCCCCACAAAAAAAAAUCCAUCGGGGUCAGAUCUGGACUACGUGGAGGCCAGGAAAUGUCUCCUCUCUUAGAGAUAACUUUGCCAGGAAAAAGUUGACGGAUAACGGGCAUAGCAGUGUUAGAGGUGUGAGAAGUGGCCCCAUCCUGUUGAAACCACGUCCUGGCAUUAAAGCCUGAAAAGUUUUGCAAUUCUGGUAUGAAAAACUCUUCGAUCAUAGCCACAUAUCGCUCCGACGUAACAGUAACUGCGCGCCCUCUGCCAUCCUCAAAGAAGUAAGGCCCUAGGAUACCAUGGGCUGACAUAGCGGCCCAAACAGUCACUUUCGGACUAUGUAAGGGCUUGUGAUGCUUAAGUUUUGGAUUGAUGGGGCUCCAAUAGCGGCAAUUUUGUUUACUAACAUGCCCGUUAAGAUGGAAAUGAGCCUCGUCAGAGAACAUUAUGUUAUUGAAGGAAGUAAACCGAUUCAACAUUUCAUUCGCAUAAUUUUGUCUUUGAAUACCGUCAGUUUCCUUUAAUUCUUGAACCAACUGAAUUUUGUAAGGGUGCAUAUGUAAAUCUUUCUUCAAAAUCCGUUGUAACGAUGUCCUGGAUACGUUUAAUGCUCUGGCGCGCUUACGAGUUGACUGUGUCGGAUUUUCGCGAAUAGACUGUGUCACUGUGUCUAUGUUUUGUUCCGUACGUGACGUCCUUGGGCGAUCCAACCGCGGUUUAUCUAACGUCGAACCGGUCUCCUCGAACUUAGCAACCCAGUUCUUAAUCGUUUGAAGAGUUGGAGUGUCGUCAAAGUUGUGUAAACCUUUGUGUUCUCGAAAUUUACGCCGCGCAACGGUUGCCGAAUUGUCGUUUUUAUAAAACUCGCGCACACAAAACGCACGGUCCGCUCCGGUAAAACGCUCCAUCGCGACUAAAUUCCCAAAAACCGAAGUUACUCCCCCCGCUUCCCCUGCACCGCUCACGCGCGCCCUGUUCGUUUUAUUCAAAUUUUACUUUUCAAAGGACUUAUGGGCCACCCUGUACUUCGUCCCGCCCCGGUUCAGCUGCAGCUUCAGCAGAAAUUACAAAAAAGCGGAAGUAUUCGGGUUUGGGGUCUUCUUAUUCUUUUUUGCCUUUCGCGGUUGAGACGAUGGGCCCUUGGGGCCCUGAAGCAAAGAAAUUUUUUACAGAAAUCUCCAAACGCUUGAAGGAGGUUACACAUGAUGCUAAGGCUGGCUGGUACUUUGCACAGAGAGUGAGUCUGGCUGUCCAACGAGGCAACGUAGCCAGUAUCUUGGGGACUGUGCCUCCUUCAAGCGCGUUGGAAGAUCUGUUCUACUGUGUGGGUUGAGUUAUGUUAAAUUAUUUUGAUUUGACUUUUUUUUUGAAUCUAUUAAUCAGAAUUUUACUACAAUAUAUAAUUCCAUAAUCUACGGAUGUUAAGGUUUAAUGGAAAUGAUGAUAUUUUCAACUAGCUUUUGCCCGCGACUCCGUCCGCGUGGAAUAGUGAAUUUGGCAUAACGCUAAAUUUUACCCCCACUUCAUUUACGUAGAAAGUGAAACAAAAUUUGAAUUAUAGAAUGUUAAGGAGCUAUUUAAACCCCUAUAUUGAAACAUUCUUUAUUGGUGCUCCAAUUGUAUUGAUCUUACCGUGAUGUUAUAUUAUAGCCUUCCUCAAUAAAUGGGUUAUCUAAUACUGAAAGAUUUUUUCAAAUCGGACCAUUAGUUCCUGAGAUUAGCGCGUUCAAACAAACAAACUCUUCAACGGAGAGUCAAAUCUGGAUCUACCAGAAACUGCCUUCAUAGUUUUAUAUUGCUAAACUUUAAAUUGCGUCUGGAACCGCUGCGUUCAUCGACAGUGCGUUUCCAGAGGUCUUUUUUUUUGCCACGUACCAUCCGGCUAUGGAAUGAGCUCCCCUCCACGGUGUUUCCUGAGCGCUAUGACAUGUCCUUCUUUAAAAGAGGCUUGUGGAGAGUAUUAAACGGUAGGCAGCGGCUUGGCUCUGCCCCUGGCAUUGCUGAAGUCCAUGUGCGACGGUAACCACUCACCAUCAGGUGGGCCGUAUGCUCGUCUGCCUACAAGGGCAAUAAAAAAAUUUAUAAAAAAGUAUAUUUUAACUAGAACGAGUGGGUGAUUGGGCUUGAGGACUCAGCCGAGGAGUUGAAGAAGGAGGUUUGUUAACCACUAGCUGAGCGUCCCUUAAUCGGCUAUCAGUUCGAGGUCAGCUCGGUGAUGUUCCCACCACCAAAUUGGCAUAAUAACUUACUGGGAAGAUCCAGCGAGAGGCUUAGCUGGCUGCCGCAUCGAACUCUUCGGCGAACAUGUCGCACUGUGAUUUGGCUGCUGCUAGCGUUAGAACUACUACUUUACUGGUGGUAGGACCUCAUGUGAGUCCGCACAGGUAGGUACCACCACCGCGCCUAUUUCUGCCGUGAAGCAGUAAUGCGUUUCGGCUUGAAGGGUGGGGCAGCCGUUGUAACUAUAUUGAGACCUUACAACUUAUAUCUUAGAUGGGUGGCGCAUUUACGUUGUAAAUGUCUAUGGGCUCCAGUAACCACUUAACACCAGGUGGGCUGUGAGCUCGUCCACCCAUCUAAGCAAUAAAAAAAGCAGCAUCCAUCAGCACUGAGAGUGGAUCAGGCGCAUUACAUGUUACAUUGCUGUCGUGAAGUAUUAUUCUGGCAUCGUCUAUAUACUUACGGAUGAGUUCGAGAUCUAGAACGUCUUGAAGAUCUACAUUCGUCGUGUGCCAUGUUGCUUUAAAGUCUAAUCUACGGAAGCGAGAUUGAAGACUUUGGAGGGAGAUAAGGUGGGUGCGAGCCGCAUGAACGAAUAUCUCACUUGCAUAAGUGAUUUGACGUUAUGACAUGAUAUUGAAAUCUUAAUUAUAGGUAAUAACUUAAGGUAAUAAUGGCAAACAAGAAAAUGCUUUGUAUCAAAAAUUAAUCAGUAUAGUUUUUUCUCCUCCCUAUGCUGAUAGCCUUGAGAGGCUAUUUCAGCUUCACCCUAACGUGUAGGUGAGCUCACGAGGCUCAAACCGGAAGUGUUGCUAACACUGGUCCUAGCAAGAGCAGUGCUUCGCAGAAUCUACCACCAAAUCGGAAACGCGACCCACUGAGAAGAUCCGGCGAGAAACUCAGUGGGCUUCAGUGUGGUAUUCACCUAUUUAAAACAAUAUAAUUUGAAAAGAAACUUACCAAUAACAGUGUCAUUUCGGACGUCUGCGAACUUAUCAUCGAUGCUGCGGAAUUCAGGUAUAGUACUGACGCAUGUAAUUUCAAGCCUUCCCGUUGCCACUAAUUGCAGUUCCGAUAUGGUCACAUAUAAAUCUCGUCGCGAGGGCUUUCGAAUUUUGUGCCUGCUGGAUGUCGAGUGGAGCAUGUUUGUUUCGUCUCGUUCUUUUAUUUCGCCAAUCUGGAAUUCAUAGAUUUUUUUUAAAAUUCUUUAGUCGCAUUCCAUUUCAAUUUGGUGGUCACUGGAAAGGUCGAGGGCAAGCGACCAAGAGGCAUGAACCCGACCCGUUGGAUGGACCAGAUUCGUGCAGUCCUGGAUACCACAGUGCACGAUGCUCUGCACUCAGCUGCAGAUAGGAACAGAUGGCGGUGCAUUAUAAAAUACAAAAUGUUUCAAGGCCAUGACCACGACCCUCAGUAAUGAGGAAACCGACGCAAGGAGGAGGAGGAGAGUCGCAUUCCAAAUUUGUGAAGGUUAUCCUUGUGAUUGCAGCCGGGAGGGCGGGUGGCGAUAUGUGAAGCAUGCGUUAGAGCUACUAAUGGAGGUGGUGUACUGUUUGAUUCAAAAGUUCGUUGUAACCCGCGACGGCCGCUGCGUUCGCCCAUUGGUACCCGAAACUUGUGAGAAUGGGCGACAAUUCCGUCCAUCUGAAACAUCAUAACUAAUAUUUCAAAAGAUUGCCAACGAUACUCAGGUCAAAUUUCUUAUAACUUCUGUUAUUAUUUCCUGUUACUGCCCCAACGAUACUUUUGAACAAGUUUUAUUAUUUUAUGUCGAUUAUAAUAUUUCAUAAUAA
This is a messenger RNA of Bombyx mori (domestic silkworm), 10617 nucleotides long. RefSeq lists its product as uncharacterized. Gene Ontology annotation, biological process: DNA integration. The coding region runs from base 376 to 5562 and encodes 1728 amino acids. NCBI's taxonomy places the organism in Eukaryota, Metazoa, Arthropoda, Insecta, Lepidoptera, Bombycidae. Gene Ontology annotation, molecular function: nucleic acid binding. The transcript has 2 exons. The record is from RefSeq and is a predicted model, not a curated record.